Molecule: messenger RNA, 627 nt
Organism: Brassica napus (rape)
Lineage: Eukaryota; Viridiplantae; Streptophyta; Magnoliopsida; Brassicales; Brassicaceae
Product: glutathione S-transferase T3-like
Exons: 4
Coding region: 1-627 (208 amino acids)
Source: RefSeq, a predicted model, not a curated record
AUGGAUGGACAGUUAAAGAGACAAGAAGGUUCUUCAAAGAAGAGGUAUGUGUUGUGGACGGAUGAAGAGACACUGGCAAUUUCAGGGAAUGAACAAAGGUCUGUUGCAAUAUGGAAAAGGAUAGCAGCCUACUACUCGACUAGUCCUAAGAUUGCCGAGUGUGACAUAAGAGAGGCAUCACACUGUAAGCAAAGAUGGCACAAGAUCAACGACUUAGUUUCCAAGUUUUGUGGAGCGUUUGAAGCAGCAACCCGUGAGAAAACCAGUGGGCAAAACGAGACUGAUGUUCUCAAACAUGCCCACAAAAUCUUUUUCAACAACCACAAAAAGAAGUUCACACCAGAACAUGCUUGGAAAGUGCUUAGAAAUGAUCAGAAGUGGUGUGGUGUUUCUUCGGCUUGCUCUCAAGGAGGUUCGAAAAGGAAGAAGUUUGAGGACGCUGAUGAAGGAACCACUCGUCCCACGGGUGUUAAGGCAGCAAAAGCCCGUGGGAAGAAACCGAUGGUUGAGGGGAAAGAGGUGGCUGAGUUUGUGGAAAAUCAAGCAAGAGGAUUUGGUUAUAAAGGAAAAGCUAUCGAAGAUGAAGCUUCUGGACAGUCUCAUUGCAAAACAAGAACCUCUUGCUGA